CUUAACCAUGGAGGACGGAGGUAUUACAAGAGCAUUUUUUUUUUACAAAUAGUAUUACAAGAGCAUACUGGGGGGAAAUCUGGAUUGGUUCCCGAAAGGAAAAGUGACAUUUGCUAGUCAAUUCCGAAAUCAGGUAACAUUCUGUCCCUGUUUUUAGCAGUUAGAAGUGUGAGAAUAGAUGAUAUAUAUGUAUGUAUUUGGUUCCUGCACGAUUGGGAAAAAAUGCAUUUGGGGUUGUAUUAAUUAGUCAAGUAGCCAUGAUAAAUUUGUUGUUGAAUUGCUAGAUGAGAAAACAUCAAUACGUUGCAUGAAAUGGUGUUAAAAAAAAAAAAGGAUGACGGUUUUCCCGGAUGGCCUGUAAGGCGUCACCAAACCCAUGGAAUGCAACGAUCCAUUGAAGAAUUGCAUCUUUUGGCAAAGGUUAUCACUAAUUGUAAAUUUGUAAUAUAUAUAUGGUGGCUUCUAUGGUACCCCGGGUGAAAUCCGGGGUACCGUAUACCUCGAGUAUGGAAACUCUAUCUAGACCUUGAAUUACCAGGAUUUUUGUGUCUGAUAUUAUACCCUAACCCUUAAUGAGUGAACCGUAGUUCAUAAUUAUCUAAAUCAUAAUCUAUAAACCCUAAGAUGGUGCAUUCCUCUUUGUGCCUAUAUUUGGAUGAAUCAUAACCGUCGAUUAUUGUUUCUAAUUAAAUUGAUCUUGGAGUAUAAGAUUGGGAGAGUUAACACCUAGAUUUUGAUCUUUAAGUGUUAGAGUAUAGUAUAAUGUCCGAAAGAUCGGUCAAUUCAAGGUCUAGAUAGUGUUUACAUACUCAAGGUAUGCGGUACCCCAGAUUUCACCCAGGGUACCGUAGAACUCGCCAUAUAUAUAUAUAUAUAUAUAUAUAUAUAUAUAUAUAUAUAUAUAUUGUUGGAAUAUGGCAAGUGUGAUUUGCCGAUUCUCAAGGCCUUUGCAGAAUGCUCCAAAUAAGGGAAGUGCUUCAAUCAAGCAAAUCUUCUCCAACGGUUUGCUUUCAGCAAUUCAUCUCCAACGGCUAGCUUGGAUGCCUAUAUAUUCAGACGAAAUCUCUUGUGAUAUACACUUUUGUACGAAUCAAGCAAAGGGUAUAGGUCUGAGCUUAGAUUUACAGAAGGGUUGACAGUAUAGGGGUAGAGGUUCUAUACUGUGGUGGCAGAUUGGGAUUGGAUUGUGAUCCUGGAAAUUUCUCUUAUCUUUGUUUUUCUUGAGUCUGUAAUCUUUGUUUCAAUUUGCUUGAUAGGAAAAUCAAUAAAAAAAGAGUCUCCUAGAACUCAGUGAGUACUGAGUCUAGGACGAGGAAUGACCAGUAGUUGGGAACCUCGUUAAAAUUCGUAUGUGUCCCUUUUCUUCUGUUGCUCUUCGUUUCUGCAUUUGUUACUUUGCUUUGCUGCUCUGUUCCUCACUGCUCUCCAGAGACUCUGUCUCUAAGGUUAUCAAGCCAAGGAAGAAGACAGGCUCUGGUAUGUUAAGUUUACUUGGGCCUGCUCAUUAUAAGUCUUGUUUUAUUUGCGUUUUAUAUUUCUUUGUUUAGUGGGCUUAGUUUGUCCAGAGCCCAGUGCGAAAGGAUUCUUCGAUUGAGAAAGAAACAUUAUUCAGUGUUUUUUUUUUCUGAAAAUCGAUCAAAGUCCCAUUUCCCUCUCGUCUCUCUGCUCUUCGCAAGAACCCUAAUUUUCCCUUUAUAUUUUCUAAUUUUCCCUCUCGUCACUACUGCCAAGGUAAUCGAUCCAAUGGCAUCUAGUUCGUUUGGUCAAGCUACUCUCAAUCAUCCUCCUAUCUUCAUAGGGUCUAACUACACCGCCUGGAAAAAAAGGAUGAAGCAAUUUAUGUGGGGUGUAGAUGAAGAGCUGUGGUUGAUUGUCCAAAACGGACCCAUCCAGAUGGACAUAGAAGAUCAACAAACCUGGUCGGCAGCUCAGAAGAAAAGCGCACAAUUGAAUCAAAGGGCAAUGCAUGUGCUCCAGUCAACAAUGAAUCCAGAUGAAGCUGAUCAAGUAGAGAAUUGUGAAACGGCGAAAGAAAUCUGGGCAGCGCUCGAAACUACUUAUGAAGGUACCUCCAAUAUCAAAGAAUCUCGUAUUGACCUAUUAAUGCAUGAAUGUGAGUCGUUUAACAUGCUUGAUGGUGAGGGAAUACAUGAAAUGUAUUCCCGAUUCACUGUUCUUGUUAACAAAUUAAAAGGUUUAGGAAGGUCAUCUCAAAACAAGGAUCUAAAUCGUAAAAUUCUUAGAUCCCUACCUAAGGAGUGGCUUCCAAAACGGAAUGCUAUUGAAGAAGCUAAAAACUUGUCUACCUUGCCUAUUAAUGAACUAAUAGGGUCCUUACUUAAUCAUGAGCAUGUUCUUAAGCAGGUAGGGCAAGAGGAUGAGAAAAGAAAAAAGAAUUUAGCAUUUAAAUCCAGAGUCAUUGACUAUGAUUCUGAUAAUGAAAGUGAUUUUGAUAAGGAGUUUGCUCUUGUGAGCAAGAAAUUCCAUCGGAUGCUGAAGUAUAAAAAUGAUCAGAAACGUUUGUCUAAUGAAUCAAAACCCAAUUAUUAUGAUCAUAACAAAAGUGGUUAUCAAGAUAGGCUGCUCCAACAGCAGACCGGACUUUUUGAGACAGGUCAGCAAGACAAGGAAUCUCAAGCUUGCUACAAAUAUGGAAAAUUUGGUCAUAUCAGGGCUUAGUGUCCCCAAACCUUAAGAGCCAAGGAGAAAGGAAUGAAGGCUUCAUGGAGCGACUAUGACUCAGAACCAGAAGCAUCAAAGUCUGAUGAAGAGGCUUUUAUGGCUACAAAGGAUUCAAAUAUAGAAGAUGAGAUUGCACUACACUCAGAAUCAAAACAUCAUGAUGACAAGAAAUGGUAUUUAGACAGUGGGUGUUCUCACCACAUGUCUGGUAAGAAAUCUCUUUUCACAUCUCUAAGAGCUAAUAAUGGAGGUAAGGUGUUUUUUGGAGACAAUGGUCAUGGAAACAUCAUUGGAUGUGGAACUAUUGGAAAAUCUCCUUCACCUUCUUUUCGUGAUGUUCUUCUUUUUGAAGGAUUAAAACAUAAUCUCCUAUCUAUUAGCCAACUGUGCAAUAAUGGAUAUCAAGUUGCUUUUAAAGCAAACCAUUGCAUUGUUGAAAGAGUUAGAGAUGGGAAAAUUAUGUUUGUAGGAAACAGAAUAAAUAACUGAUAGGUCAAAAGCGUAUGCCUUAAUCCUAUCUUGUAGUAAAACUGGAAAGUCCGAGUAUCGUCUCUCAGGGACUGGUACAACCUUAUGAUUUAUCAAUUCUAUGGAGUAAACUAUAGGUGGUAAUGGUUUAAUGAGUUAUUAACUACUAGCAAAAUAAUUAAACUAAUUAAGCAAAGUAAAAUGUUCGGGAGAAAAUCAAUGGGAGAAGCUCUGGGAGAAACACCGGAAUUCACUACCUAUCAUAUCCAAAUUAAUUCACAUAUCAAUCAGUUUAAUCCAAUUCUCUACAGCCAGGAUAUAACGAAUGUGCUAGCUAUCCCUGUCGGGAAUUACUACGUACUAAAUAAUCAAUUCAAAUCCUACUGUCGUAGCUCAAUGAAUUAACUAUAUAGCCUGAAGAUCGAUAUCCUAUUCAAGACCACAUAGCAUCUUAUUUAAUCCACUGUCGCUUCGAUAAGUUACUAUGUCACAUGAAACAUGUUCAGUCAUUAGGGUUUCACUGUCGCUAAUCACCUAAUUAACAACAAAUCAAUGUAUUGGUGGCCAGUCAACACAAAGCAUUAAGCAAUUUCAUGCAAUAGAGAUUGGAAGAAAAGAAAUACGAAUCAAUCCAUCAAUUCUAGAAAUAGCUUCAUCCUAUGGUGUUUCCCCCAACAAUUGGGGUUUAGUUCAUGACGAAAUCAAAAGAUAUAAUCAUGUUCUUAAUCAUCAUAAAACUAGUAACGAGAAGGAGAGAAAAUAAUGAUACGAAAUAAAUUACAGAUUCUGAUUUUCUCUCCAAUCGCUGCUCGAAAAUCGCGUUGCGCUCUGCUGCUUGGGCAUUGCGCUCUGCUCCUUGCGCCAAGAAUUCCCAUGUCCAAUCAAUUCCCCAGCUGCCCCCUUUUCCUAGAAGGUUCCGUGUCCCCCAAAUAUAAUUCCUAGGGAUGGCAAUUUGAACCCGCCCCGCCGGGUAAUACCCGUCCUGACCCGCGAUGGGGCGGGUAUUACCCGACCCGCAUUAGCGUGGGGCGGGGCAUAGGUAUCAACUUCCGACCGGCCCUGCCCCGCCCCGCCCCAUUCUUAGCCCGUUCUAGGUCAAAUUUUUACUCAAUCCAUUCAUAUAUCUCCUAUUUAGGCUUUUAUUCAACUAGUUAGACUUGAUCUUUCAACUAAAUAGACUCAAUUACUUAUUAUAUUAUCACUAUUAUUCAUUCAUCAAGUUUUUUUCCCUUCGUUUUAUCAUAAAAAGUAAAAUUGUAC
Messenger RNA from Linum trigynum, 4410 nucleotides. The record is from the annotation of a GenBank genome assembly. NCBI's taxonomy places the organism in Eukaryota, Viridiplantae, Streptophyta, Magnoliopsida, Malpighiales, Linaceae.